AUGUUGGGAAGUGGGUUACAGUUUGGAAAUGUACGUGGGGAGGACAGGUUUUACAUUCCUGUGAAAGCAAGAAAGAGAUACAAUAAUCAGCAAAAGCAAGCUAGGAAAGCCAAGAAUGAUGCAAACGAGAACCCCAAAGAGCUUCCAAAGAGCAAAGUAGUGGUUUCUGAGAAAAGAAGCCCCAAAGAACCUCCAAAUACAUUGCCAAAGCCUUCUUCUGAGUCAUCUCUAAAGCCUAGUAGUAAUCUUGACAGGCUCUUGGAGUCCACCACUCCUUCAGUUCCUGCGCAGUAUUUCUCUAAGACGACAAUGAGGGGGUGGAGGACUUGCAAUGUUGAGUUUCAGCCUUACUUCACAUUGAAUGAUCUUUGGGAAUCGUUUAGGGAGUGGAGUGCAUAUGGGGCAGGAGUGCCAUUGGUACUUAACAAAAGUGAUUCUGUUAUUCAAUAUUAUGUUCCCUAUUUAUCUGGUAUCCAAUUAUAUGGGGAAUCUUCUGUGAAGUCAAAUGCAAAGUCAAGGCAAGUUGGUGAGGACAGUUAUGUUGACUACGAUUUGGAUUCGAGUAGUGAUGCAAGCAGUGAUUAUGAAGUUGAGAAACACAAAAAGACCGCUAAGGAGCAGCAAGCUCUUCACCGUUUAAACACGGAUGUUCCUAUUAGAAUGGGCGGGUUGUCCAUACAUGAUGGACACCCUUUGUUACAAGAAGGCUUUUCUAGUGAUGAUGGAGAAGCUGGGAACUCUUGUGGUGUCCUGCUUUUUGAGUUUCUUGAGCAGGAUGCUCCAUAUGGCCGAGAACCAUUGGCUGACAAGAUAUCAGAUCUAGCAUGCCAGUACCCUGGGUUGAAGACAUUAAGAAGUUGUGACUUACUGCCAGGAAGUUGGAUGUCAGUGGCUUGGUAUCCCAUAUAUCGAAUACCUAUGGGUCCAACACUGAAAGAUUUGGAAGCUUGCUUUCUGACGUAUCAUUCACUUUCAACACCCACGACAGUUAGUGGAAGCGCGCAGGCUCCAGUGAUGGUCUAUCCCACCGAGAUGGACGGUGUACCAAAGAUUUCCUUACCUGUUUUUGGAAUGGCUGCUUAUAAGUUAAAAAGAACAACGUGGACACAAAAUGGAGUAAUGGAGUGUCAACUAGCAAAUUCCCUGAUGCAGGCUGCAGGCAAUUGGCUAACCCUGCUUCAGGUCAAUCACCCGGAUUUCCAGUUCUUUGCUUCCCACGGCAUGUACUGCAGGUGA
Molecule: messenger RNA, 1236 nt
Organism: Prunus armeniaca (apricot)
Lineage: Eukaryota; Viridiplantae; Streptophyta; Magnoliopsida; Rosales; Rosaceae
Source: the annotation of a GenBank genome assembly